Molecule: messenger RNA, 1849 nt
Organism: Sitophilus oryzae (rice weevil)
Lineage: Eukaryota; Metazoa; Arthropoda; Insecta; Coleoptera; Curculionidae
Exons: 2
Coding region: 1212-1799 (195 amino acids)
Source: RefSeq, a predicted model, not a curated record
UCCAAUGUUCCCAUCAAACACUUCAUUUAAUUCUAAACACACACACAAGCAAACAACAACACAACCAGUUUAAUAAAACAUUUUAUCGAUAUUUCAAAUCAUUGCUCAUCUCUAAUAUAAAAUUUAAAAAAUAAAACCAGUAUCACAGGUUCAACGAUCUCAGAGAGAACCGAGAACAAGAUACCUGCAGAUAUAAUCUCAGAUCGACCUCGCCUCCAUCGACCAGUUACUUUGUGUGGUUCUUAGGUGUGGUUUGGCUUGCGAAAGACAAAAACGAUACUUAAAUUUCGCGUCCAUUACAAUUAAGUUUUGGUAAACAUUAUCUGUGUCAGUUAAAGUUAAUAUAUAUUAUAGAUUUGGUAAGUUAUAGUUUUAUACCUAUUCAUCUAAUAGAAUUAAGACUUUUUUAUUCAAAAACUUGUCCAGUUUUUAGUUAUAUUUUACACUUAAAAUAAAAAUAACAUUCUUCAAAUUUAACUCGUUAUAAACAUUAUACAAUAUAAACAAAAUAGUAACAACAGUAAAAACACAGAAAAAACACACAGAAAACACGCACAGAAAAAACACAACCAACAACCAAACAGUAACUACAAUAAAAUUAAAAGAGACAAAAUAUACCAACAAACAGAUAAACCGCAAAACAGACAACAAACACACUAACGAAACUGUCUGUCUAAAUAAUUUAAUUCACAUAAAUAGUAAAUUAUAACCAACAAUAAAAAUAAACAAACAGAUAAACCACAAAACAGACAACAAACACACUAACAAAACUGUCUGUCUAAAUUUAAUUCACAUAUAUAGUAAAAAAAAAAUACAACAAACAACAGUAAAAUUAAAAUAUAAAAACUACAAUAACAAACACAUAAACCACAAAACAGACCACCAAAAACGCUCUACACAACAACAAUAAAAUUAAAAUAGACAAAAAUACUAACAAACAGAUAAACCGCAAAACACACAACCAAAAACGCUAAAAACUGUCUGUCUAAAUUUAAUUCACAUAUAUAGUAAAUUAUAACCAACAAUAAAAAUAAACAAACACAUAAACCGCAAAACAGACAACCAAAAACGCUAACAAACUGACUACUCAAUAUGACAUAAAUUUCUAUUCCAAAUUUCUUUCAUUAUCAGAUCAUCAAAGAUGCAACAUAAUAGUAUCUUAAUAAAGUCAGUUAAAAUAAAUAAUUCUUUUAUAGGACUGAAAUAUCAACAUGUUCAAUUGCACAUCUUGUAGUAAAUCUUUUAGUCGUAAAGAUAACUUAUUACGUCAUAUGAGGACUGCCUGUAGCAAGUCAAGAUUUUUCAAUCAAAGGGUUGCAAAGUCUACUGUGAAUGAAAAAAAAGAGAGAUUUUGUAAAGAUUGUAAUGUGCCAGUUUUGUCAAAUAUGUGGGUAGGACAUUUACUAUCCAACUUUCACAAAAACAAUUCUAAAAUGAUAGAAGAUAAAGGAGUUCAAAUUAUUAAGUCGGCGUUUAAGGAACGAAUAGUGUCAUACAGAAUUACUACAGAAAAAAAUAUUCUAGAUGUCAAACAAUAUUUUCAACAUUUGGAAUCAAAAAUUCAAUGCAUAUUAGACUAUCAGCUGAAUAAACAUACAUGUAUUAAAAUUAAUAUGGAACUUUUUGGCUACUAUUAUAACCCCACUAGUGAAAAUUAUGAUGUUAAAUCAUUUAAUACACCUUUCAAUGUAAUUUGCAAAGGCACCGAAACGAAAGACUUAAUGGAAAAACUUAUAAUAAUUAUUGAUAAAAAAGCUGACGAAUUUGCAGAAAGGGAUUCUGGUAAGUUAUAUUCAUAGUCAAUAGGCAAGAAUUAUUUUAUUGCUAUUUUUUUUUUUUUUUUUUUUUU